CUUUGCUUUACUACACAGCACCUUUGCGCGACAAACAACAAACAUGGCGGCUCGAACUCUAAGGAUAGGCCUCAUCCCAGGUGACGGCAUCGGCCGCGAAGUCAUCCCCGCCGGCAAACGCAUCCUCGAGUCCCUCCCUUCUUCCCUCGGCUUGAAAUUCUCCUUCGUCGAUCUGGACGCGGGCUUCGACUGCUUCAAGCGCACUGGCAGCGCCCUUCCCGACAAGACGGUCGAAACGCUACAGAAAGAAUGUGACGGAGCUCUGUUCGGUGCCGUCAGCUCGCCGACGACAAAAGUCGAAGGCUACACGUCCCCGAUCGUCGCUCUGCGCAAGAAACUCUCCCUAUACGCCAACGUGCGGCCUUGCAAGACCACGGCAUCUCCGGCCUUCUCCUCGCCCACCCCGCACCCUAUCGACUUGGUCAUCGUCCGCGAGAACACCGAGGACCUCUAUGUGAAGGAGGAGAAGACGUACCCAGACCCUAGUGGUGAGGGCCAGAUCGCGGAAGCAAUCAAGCGCAUCAGCUCCAAGGCGUCGUGGCGCAUCGCCAACAUCGCGGGCGAGAUUGCCUCGCGACGUCAAAAGAUGCGACAAUCGUCCGACGACAAGAAAGCCAUGGUCACAAUCACGCACAAAUCCAACGUCCUCAGCCAAACGGACGGUCUCUUCCGGAGCACGGCACGCGAAGCUCUCAGCCAGCCUCAGUUCUCCAGCCUCACGAUCGAAGAACAAAUCGUCGACAGCAUGGUGUACAAGCUCUUCCUCCAGCCGCAGUACUACGACGUCAUCGUCGCGCCGAACCUAUACGGCGACCUGCUCAGUGACGGCGCCGCCGCGCUCGUGGGCUCUUUGGGACUUGUGCCCAGUGCCAAUGUGGGCGAGGGCAUUGUCAUCGGUGAGCCAUGUCACGGGUCCGCGCCAGACAUCGAGGGCAAGGGCAUUGCCAACCCAAUCGCCACCAUUAGAAGUGUCGGUGUCAUGCUGGAGUUUUUGGAUCUGCCCGAGGCCGCGAAUGUCGUUUACAACGCCGUCGAUAAGAAUUUGGGCGAGGGACGGUUCGUGAGUCCGGAUCUCGGCGGCAAAGCGUCGACCGAGGAGGUGUUGCAGGAUAUUUUGAAGAAGUUGUAGAUGGUCACCGCCCGGUGUUUAGGGCUGACUCGUCAGAUGGAGCGGACAAAAUGGAAGAUGGACCCAUUAUGAAAGUUCAAGGUCAACCGCAACCUGGAGGAAAGGCCGCAGCUGGCUAGAUUGGCUGCAAACGGCCGGGAAAAAGGCAGAGAGCAAGAUACUCUGAUAUGUAGAACGGAUAGAAAAAGGUCCAUGUACAGUUUACCGCUCCAAAAUAAGAGCAAAGGCACAAUCGAUCAUGUUCU
Exophiala xenobiotica is the source of this 1374-nucleotide messenger RNA. RefSeq lists its product as uncharacterized. The coding region runs from base 44 to 1129 and encodes 361 amino acids. The transcript has a single exon. NCBI's taxonomy places the organism in Eukaryota, Fungi, Ascomycota, Eurotiomycetes, Chaetothyriales, Herpotrichiellaceae. Gene Ontology annotation, molecular function: isocitrate dehydrogenase (NAD+) activity; magnesium ion binding; NAD binding. Gene Ontology annotation, cellular component: mitochondrion. Gene Ontology annotation, biological process: tricarboxylic acid cycle; isocitrate metabolic process. The record is from RefSeq and is a predicted model, not a curated record.